AUGACCACAACCUCGAUGACCUCUCGAGUACCGGGCAAUGGUACAGAUGUGCUGAUCCCUCCCAACGAUCCUGUAGCUCCAAGCACACCAAUUCCUACUAGCCGGAGCACCACGACCACGACCACAACUCUGACCUCGAGCCCUACGAUUGCCAUGAUCUCAAGCACUUCGUCUUCCACGUCCCAGACCACAAGCCUAUCUUCGAGCUCGACCUUGGCAACUUCGCUGACAAGUACCAUGAGCAUAACCAGCACAUCCAGCGAGGCCUCGAGCUCGGUAGAGGAAGGCAGCACCUCGACCACCACUACGUCAAGCACGACGUCGGAAGAAGGAACUACCACAAGCGUCAGCUCUUCAACAACCACCUCCGCCUCGAGUGAGCCGGCAGUCACGAACCAAGCCUACAUCGACACAAUCUUGCGACAUCACAAUGCGCAUCGAGCUAAUCACAGUGCUGAUGCCCUGACAUGGGAUGCUGCGCUUGCUGCUACUUCCAAGAAAACCGCCGAUAGCUGCGUCUAUGCACACGACACAGUAACAGAUUGUCCAUCGGCUCUAGAAGACCCGCCAACAUCUUGCUAUGGACAGAAUAUAGGCGCCGGAUAUCUAUCGACUCAGAUGGGCUAUCUCAUCUCAGACGGAUUCUACAAUAGCGAAGUCGAAUUCUACACUUACUACGGAGGUGAACCAGACGUGACGACGCUAAGACAAUGGGGUCACUUCAGUCAAAUUGUAUGGAGCGACACUCAGACGGUCGGUUGCUACACUACAGAUUGCUCCGAUACUGAACUUGUGAACAUUGCUCCCUCAUCUAAUAUCCGACCGGUCUUCACUGUCUGCAAUUAUGGACCAGCAGGCAAUUUCCUCGACGAAUUUGCGAAUAACGUGAUUCAGCCGUUGGACCGACCAUCAAUUUAUGCCGGAUAUCAAUGUCCGACCGCAGAAAAUUGCGAGGAUAAUGCGUGGGUAGAUAUCGGUAUCGAGGUCUAG
Lithohypha guttulata is the source of this 990-nucleotide messenger RNA. RefSeq lists its product as uncharacterized. Gene Ontology annotation, cellular component: extracellular region. The transcript has 4 exons. Bases 1 to 990 code for a protein of 329 amino acids. The record is from RefSeq and is a predicted model, not a curated record. Lineage: Eukaryota; Fungi; Ascomycota; Eurotiomycetes; Chaetothyriales; Trichomeriaceae.